This is a messenger RNA of Clarias gariepinus (North African catfish), 1781 nucleotides long. RefSeq names its product thyroid hormone responsive (gene thrsp). The coding region runs from base 1205 to 1612 and encodes 135 amino acids. NCBI's taxonomy places the organism in Eukaryota, Metazoa, Chordata, Actinopteri, Siluriformes, Clariidae. The record is from RefSeq and is a predicted model, not a curated record. Gene Ontology annotation, cellular component: cytosol. Gene Ontology annotation, biological process: regulation of lipid biosynthetic process. The transcript has a single exon.
ACAUGUGAACUCCAUGCACACAGAUGGGAAUCGAACCCAGACCUUGGAGGUGCGAGGCGACAGUGCUAACUACCACACCACUAUGCCGCCCCCACACAAGAUAAUUAAAUAGAAUUAGCUUUGCAUUAAUGCUUCUAAGAGUAUUUGGAUCUGUUUUGCCUCUUCAAAGAUCACUUUGAAACACUAUUUUUGAGAAGUGAGAGGACUUUGAGGAAACCCAUGCACACAUAAAGAGAAGAGCAAAACUCCCACAAUAACCUAAGGUCAGAGUCGAAUCCGAGAACCUAGCUAUGAGCUCUGAAGCAGUAACAUACCAUUCAGACAUUUCCAAAAUAUUUUCCUGAAAGCUCUAUAGUACUAGCAUUUUUGUUGUCCUAGUAACAUUUUAAUACAUCUUCUUCAGUACCAUUGUUGCGUGUACUGUUAAAGAUCACUGGUGCAGUAUAGUCGGUAUUAGUCUUUAUGUUGUCUUUUGCCUUUCUAGUCUGUCGUCUAUCACAUAACAUUAAUGCUUAUCUCAUAUGAACUUCUGGUAUAUAACAAUCAAACCUGUUUUUUUUCUGUCCACCUCUGGAAAACGUGUAUAGGACGUAUUGGACGGGUUAUAUUAUACUAUAUAUUUACUAAGCGAACGCAGAAGGAAAAUCUUUGAUUUGCCUUGAGUUCACUUCCUUGAAGGGAACCUCAUCCAGAGGGCGUUCACAAAUCAGAGUACUUUCAGUGUCAGAUCCCAAGCUCUGGAUAAAAUGGAGAGGGUUGUGUCAGGAAGAAAUGAGCAUACAGUAAGGAUGGCUGGAUGGGAGCUCUAAUGGGAGUAGCCAAAAGAAGAUGAAGAAAAGACCAAGUAUAACAAGGUAAACAUUUCAGCUGAGGCUGUAAUCAGUAAAUGAUUUGCUGAAGAGCAUGGUCUGAUUACAUUAGGUUCAUUGACCUACAGAAGGCCUUGAUGGCAUUAACCAGCCAAAUGCCCUUGAAAUCAAAAAGUAAACCUGAAAACAAAUAACGAACAGUUGUUGCUACAUCCUAGGACAAGCCAAAAUGUUAUCUGCUUUUCACAACUUUGCUGAAUGUACCUGCCCUUUUCGGUCUAACACACUAUUUAAGAACAUCUCCUGCUGCGCUAUCAUUGCACUCAGAUCUGUUCUGCCUCAACAACACCUUCCCAGAGAGAUCACAGGAGCUGCCAAGAUUUUCAAGAUCAACCAUGCAGUGUGAAGAGACCAGGCUGAAGAAAAACUCCUUGCUGCUUGCACUGAAACGCUACAGCAGUGCAGUGAAUGACAUGGAACAGACCAUCCUGCUGCCCAGCAUGCUGAGGGAUGUCCCGUCUGAACACGACAUGGACUGCGAGAGUGUCCCCAACAGCAAGGACCUGUACGAGUACUAUCACAUGCUGAAAGUGAUCAGGAACACUGUGGAGUGCGGUCUGGUCCACCACGAUGUUGGGGACCAGAAGAUUCUGCACAAAAGCCUGGAACCACUGCUGGAGGUCGACCCAGAGGCGUUCUUCUAUUUCCAUCUGAGAGGACUGUUCUCCGUCAUGGGUACACUCACCAAGAAAUCACAGGACCUUACAGAUAAAUACCUGGACAUUGUGGGCACCGUAAAUUAGAUCUUUACUGCUCAGACAACUGUCCAUACGUCUGACCGGCUUUCAGGAACUUUCAAAAUCAAAGGUGUACCUUAUGACAUAAUUUUUUAAUUAAAUAUAAAAUGUCAAUUUAUUGAAGAUUUGCUUAUGAAUUAGUGUUAAAUGCAAUUAAAUUAUUGUUGCCACUUUA